Molecule: messenger RNA, 2005 nt
Organism: Morone saxatilis (striped sea-bass)
Lineage: Eukaryota; Metazoa; Chordata; Actinopteri; Moronidae
Product: disabled homolog 2-like
Exons: 10
Coding region: 233-1333 (366 amino acids)
Source: RefSeq, a predicted model, not a curated record
CUUCGAUCCGAGUUCCCAUGUAUUUGGGCCUCCCAGCGGAUGUUAAUAUAUCACCAGUGAGUCUGCAGCCUGACCUUUGACUCUGAGAAGUUUUGUCUGUGAGUCGAGCCAAGCAGCGGGGUCAGUGCAGAGACACACUCCCAGCAGGUGAGCUGCCGAACUCAUGUGACAGCCACAUUGUUUUCUCUGCAUCCCGAGCACACCAGCCUUGAAUUUCCAAACACACGUCGUCAUGAUGGAGACGGAGCAGACGGCUGGGAGUUCUCCUGCCCCGAGCCAAACUGCUGUCAGGACCUGGCUCUCCUCCAGCACAAGAGGAGCACCAAGGACACCCACUGACGCAACCUCCCGUUUCCUCGGAGACGGGGUUCGCUACAAAGCCAAGCUGAUCGGUGUGGACCCGGUACCCGACGCCCAGGGGGAAAAGAUGUGCUGGGACUCCAUGAUGAAACUGAAGGGCUUUGAGGUAGCAGCAAGGAAACAGGGGAGACACAAGCUGAGAGUUUGGCUGAAGGUUUCCUCCACUGGCCUGAGAAUCGUGGACGAAAGGACCGGAGAGGUACUUUAUGACCACGACAGGAGCAGAAUCAGCUCCUUGACGAAAGAUGAGUCUGACCCCAGAGCUCUGGCCUACGUCUACCAACACCAAGACACCUUCAGCCUCUUCUACAUCAAGAUGGCCAACCUGGCAGAUCCGGUCCUGGUUGACAUCAAGGAGGUUUGUCAGGCUGUGGACCAAGAGACACCACAGGAACCAGUAGAGGCACAAACUAGUUCAUUACUGCUUCUAAAUGACAGUUUGGCCCCUCCAGUCGAGGGUCCAGAUUUAGAGGAAGUGUUCAGUCCACGGCCAGAUUCUUCAUCGGGACAAUUAAAUCAGGCGUCUUCCAGUAAUGAGCUGAUGGAGGUCUUCGCCAUCCAGAUGGAGGACCCAAUGAUGCCUAGCCAGACCUCAUGUACCAGUCAGCCAGAGUCUCCACAGCCAGCGCUCUCCAGCUCUCAGAUCCUCUCCCUGUUCCCCACACAGCCAGUUGGGGGUUCUCCAUACUCCUCCCCCCCGUACUCUCCCACCGCUAUGCCCUGGGCUCAGCAGGGGCUUCUGGGAAAUCAGUGGGCAGGUUCUGCUGCAGCGCCCUGGCCCACAGUCCCCGGCAGUAUGGCAGCAUGGCCGGCAGGCGUCGCAGCGCCCCCUGUAGGCGGCCACAUUCAGGCUCACAGCACUCAACCAGGAGUCAUGAUGGGAGGAAGCACACCCACCUCACCCACCACCGUCGACCCUUUAAACUCCAUCUAUGCCCCCGCUGGAGCAACAGGACCUCUGCAGUUUGAUUGAUGAAUUUGGUAUAAUUCUUAUUUAAUUUUCAAGAGAAUUUGGCUGUGAUGGUUUCCCCCAUAAUGCAGCAGUAUUAUUAUGAUUAUUAACAGUCUACAGGCAGCAGCAGUGAGUUUUAGCUAAAGAUUUUGCACCUAAUGUUAUUUAUGUAACUACCAACAACAACAACAAUAAUAAUAAUAAAAGAUACAGUAAAUGUCUGCUCACUAAAAACUGCACAAAAUGUAAUUUCAUAUGUGUUUUUCUAUUUGUGUGAAUCUGGACACUUUCUUUAUUUGCUUAUAUAAUCAAAUAUUUUUGUUGCUAUUCAAGAAAACUGAAAGAUUGAAACAAUCCAACAUUUAUAGUUACAGUAUAAAGUAGUCAAUGUUUACUGUUUACUGGAAAAUAUAAAUUUUGAUCCAAAACAGUUUCACUGUUUUUUAUUAAAAAAAGCUGAAAUCUCAUCAUAAUAUUAAUAUAAUAGAUGUUAGCAAUUAAUCCUAUUUAAUUUCUCCCGCUCAUAUACGAUACACAGUAUGUUAUUGUCUUAGUUUUAUCUGAAGCUUAAAAUGACUUUUCCUUUCAUCAUUUGUUCUCUACAUGUUAUUUUCCUUCCUCUUUUUUUAAAAGUGUUCAUCACGUUUACUCAUACAAUACACAUGCGGAAUAAAAUACAGAACAUUCGAGGAA